Messenger RNA from Asterias rubens (European starfish), 2556 nucleotides. RefSeq lists its product as uncharacterized. The coding region runs from base 42 to 998 and encodes 318 amino acids. Lineage: Eukaryota; Metazoa; Echinodermata; Asteroidea; Forcipulatida; Asteriidae. The record is from RefSeq and is a predicted model, not a curated record. The transcript is spliced from 4 exons.
CUUUAAUAAUACUAUUUUUAACAGGAUAUUCAUCAUCAAUCAUGAUUGGGAUAGCAGUAUUCGUCGUCACUCUCUGUGCUGCAUGCACCAGUGGCAUCUCUCCGACGCACGUUGAAUUCGAGAGAGGCAGUCGAGGGGUUGUACCUUGUCCUGCUAUGGUGGAUAGAGGCUACUCAGCAAGUGACAUCGAAGCGAUCUACUGGUUUUUCGUACCGGAGGGAAGCUCGCAUUCCCCGGAAAGUAUAAUAACAUAUUUCCGCGGAGUUACUACCCAUCAAAGCAGUAAUACUGAGCGGUAUGACAUUCAAAAUACUUCGUUGGUGAUCACCAAUGUAACUGGGUCAGCAGCAGGCACAUAUAGCUACAGAUAUUUGUCAUGGUUAAAAGUAUCCGAAGAUGGAUCAGAUGAAGUUUCUGAAAAGGUUUCCUGCAAAUCAAAACGGCCUAAGGUUUCUCUGUAUAUCGACGAUCAACUGUCAUAUGAAGGUACAGAUUCAUCCAAAACAGUUGAAGUGCCAUCCGACACAGCUGAACUGAACUUGACAUGCAGAGUAGAACAUGCUAAGCCGGCUGUGAACAUCAGUUGGUUCGUCUGGUUUCCAAUUUUAAACAGAUGGGAGGAAAUUCCGGCCAAACCGCGUGUUCAACCUGCUUCCUGCGAAACCGAAUGUUUCUUUGUAAACGGCACGUUUAACUCCGAUGUGACAUUCAAGGCAUCACUUGAAAGAAACAACUUAACCUUCAAGUGUGUAGCACACACCAGUAGGCUUGAAGACAUCGAAGUGACGAUCAUAAAAACUCAAAAUGAUAUUGUGACUGCUGACCCACAAGAAGUCACAGAUCGUGAUAGUCUUGGUUUGGGUGAACCAACGCCGAUGACAAACUGCACUUAUAGUAUGAGUAUCCUGAUCAUUCUGCUGAUUGCUACGAGCUUGUUGGUGGUAGGUUGUACAUGCAGUUUUAUUUAUUUAUUAUUUUUUUUUUCAUGCAUGGUUUAAAAGUAAAACUAAAGUUUAACCUUUCUUAUUUUCAGACCCUAGUGCUGGUGGUCAUAUUGUUUCUUUGGAGGCGUAGAUGGUUAAAGCAGUUGGAGAAAAAUCCAAGACACCAUGUAGGACCGCAGAUGGUAAACUUAAGGGUUGAGCUGAAGUAAACUGUAACCAUGCACCCCAUGGUGUUUUCUACCCUAUACCCAUGGGGUUUUACCCAUGCACCCCAUGGGGUUUUCUACCCUAUACCCAUGGAGUUUUACUCAUGCUCCCCAGGCACCAUGGUGUUUUUUAACCAAUACAGCUCAUGGGGUUCUAUUCGAACCCCCAUCAUGGUCUGCACUCCAUUUGUAGGUUGACUUUCUAGGCCUAUGAAAGCAACUAUAUCAAUUCAAAAGAUGCAAUCAUUCUUUAGUUACAAUUGUGCUCUGGAACACGUUUAUUUGAUACUGAUGCAAAAAUUAUUGGAAUUAAAAUUAACUUUGAAGUUCAUGAAUGUCAUGGCCCAAUUUCAUAAAGCCUGCUGCUAGCACAAAAAUGUGCUUAGCAUGAAAUGUUUUCCUUAACAAAAACAUUAAUUUCAUGUAAGAACCCGUUUUGGGUAACACUGAUGAACAAUGAACAUUGCCCAUCUCACUUCAUCUUCUCAGGACGAUAAAUUUGUGCUUGUUGUUAUCGUACGAAUUUAUACAUUGCAAAGUGAUUUGCAAAUGGAAUAAAAAGAUUACUUUGGGGUUCAAAAAAAAAAAAUAGAAUCAGUUGUUCUAUCUUCUAUUCUUUUUGGACCACUUGCCAUAGGGUGUGCACGCACACCGAUGAUAAGUGUUCUCAGUUUGUGCUCGAAGCUUAUUGUCGUUGUCGACGGGCAACCUGUUAAGCCGGAGAACACAAUAACCGUAAUAGCAACCACAUUGUCAUUGAGUUUUGCCCCCCCCCCCCCUCCACAAAAGAGUACAAUCUGGAACACAUGAAGGUUUAAAAUAAACGAAAAUACAGCUAUAAAAGAAAUGAGUUAAGAAAAGUAAACAUUUAGAACAAAAAACACAAAAUAGACUGAACAAUUAACUUGGAUAAAUAAAAUAAUAUAAUCAAAUAACACUAGCGUGAAAGUUCAUCUGUGUUGGUAUUUAGAUCCAACUUGACUUACUCUUGAUCACAACACUGACAAUAAUUGUAUACCUACAAACAAAUAAUGUUAACAAAAUUUAUGACAUUGUGUUUAAUGUUAACUGGAAAAGUAUCAUUGAGCCUUGUUUCAAAUUGGCUGUUUUAGUUUUCCCUGGCUAAAAAUACUGCAUAAAAUUAUGUAAGAAUUUGUUUGAGACGGUACCUUUUUGGGCUGGUUGGUUUUUUGGUUGUUGCACCCCGUGUCACACCGGCGAAGGGAGCUGCUGACGCUUGCGGGCGUCUUUCCGGUUCACUGAAGUGUACAUCACACCAUUCCCUGCGUCAGACAAUAUUUUAUUUUAUUUCAGCACAUCCAAAAGUGCAAGCGCCGAUAACAUGAUGGAUAAAAACAUUUAAUUUCAUAAAAUAGCACAAUAAAAUUAUUCAAACAGACAAAAAA